Molecule: messenger RNA, 1008 nt
Organism: Trichogramma pretiosum
Lineage: Eukaryota; Metazoa; Arthropoda; Insecta; Hymenoptera; Trichogrammatidae
Product: speckle-type POZ protein-like
Exons: 1
Coding region: 1-1008 (335 amino acids)
Biological process (GO): regulation of proteolysis; proteasome-mediated ubiquitin-dependent protein catabolic process
Cellular component (GO): cytoplasm
Molecular function (GO): ubiquitin protein ligase binding
Source: RefSeq, a predicted model, not a curated record
AUGCCAACUUUCGAAAGAAAACGUUAUACGGGAGUGAACACUAUAAAGAGUGAAUUUUUGUGGAAAAUAACUUCUUUUAGCAGGCAUAAGAAAGAUCCCAGACACAAGGUUGAGUUUUCACCAGCAUUUAACGUGGAUGAAAGUGAAAAUUAUUUUAAUUUUGAAUUUGUGCCAAGUGGAAAUUUGUAUGACCCGGUAAAGUACAGAUCAGUAAACUUGAUACGUGAUGAUAAUCACGAUGAUGAGUUUGUAUGUAGUUGCAAAGUUUCGUUUUUUGUUGAGGACAAGACUGUUCUAAUUGUGGCAAGAGAUAGAUGUGUUUUUAAAUCUGGAUUUCGAAAAUCUGUUGAUCUUAUUCCAGUUUAUAAUUUACUUCAUCCAGAGGAAGUAAUAUCUAACAACGAUGUCUUGAAAAUAUCUAACAACGAUGUCUUGAAAAUUUAUUGUGAAUUCGUAGUAGAGAAACCAAUGCAAGUGCAGGAUCUACCUGGAAUGAGAUUCAUCGACUUAUUUAAGAAUGAACAUUUGAGCGAUGUCAAGCUGCGUACAGAAUGUGGAACUACCAUUCCAGCUCACAAAGUCUUGCUAGCCUCGGCGAGUCCAGUUUUUGCUGCAAUGUUCAAAUCGGACAUGUCAGAAAAUGAAGAAAAUGUAAUAAAAAUAUCUGAUAUACGUUACGAAGUUCUGAUUGAAAUGUUGCGAUACAUAUAUCUUGGGAUCAUAGAUAUAAAGAAAGAUACAGAGACUUGCUGUGAACUUCUUGGUGCUGCUGAUAAGUAUGAUAUUCAAGGAUUAAGAAAAAAAUGUGAACAAGUUUUAUGUUCUUGCUUUUUACCGGAAAAUGCCAUAAACAUUUAUCGCUCAGCUACCGCAUAUAAUGCUCCCGAUUUAAAAGAAGAAGUUGUAAAAUUUAUGAAGAAGAAUGCCUCAAAAAUUAUAAAUUCUAAUGAGAUGAAAAACUUAGUGAAUCCUGAAGGCAGCAUAUUAAUUGAAUUGAUGUUUAACUAA